AUGCAGCACAAACAGUGGGAGAAUAAGGUGAUCAGCUUGACCCCGUCGGCUGAAGAGCUGGCCUCAGGGGAAGCCAACGCCGCGACCGUCGGUGCCGCCGUCUCCAUCCUCCAGCGCGACGGUAUCGUUGUCAUCAACGAUGUCGUCGACCCUGCACACUGCGACAAGAUCAAUGACCUACUGUCCAAGGAGUCGGAAGGCCUCGCCAACGAUAACUCGACGCAUUUCAACUUCGGCGCCCAUACGCGCAACAUCUCACAACCGCCCCCGCUGGACGUCGAACAUCUCUACAGCGACAUCUGGGCCAACCGCUUCACAAACAAGAUUGUUUCCAACGUUCUAGGCCCCAACCCUGUCGUCAGCUACGUCAACGGCAUCACGGCUCUGCACUCCGAGGACAACACCCGGCAGGAGGUCCACGCCGACAUCACCUACGCCCACGUCAACUACCCCUUCGGCCUCGUCGCCAACUACUACCUCGUCGACACCGACGUCGAGAACGGGUCGGCCGAGGUCUGGAUCGGCUCGCACAGAGACACGUCCAUGGAGGACCACAUCGGUGUGAACAAGCCGGCCAUUAAGGACGAGUGCCUGGAGGAGCGCCGCGUAUACAUGCCGCCCAUCCAGCCCAGGAUCAGAAAGGGCAGCGUCGUCAUCCGCGAUAUCCGCCUCUGGCACGCCGGCAUGCCCAAUCGCUCGUCAGUGCCGCGCAUCAUGCUUGCCAUCGGGUACACCCCCUGGUACAUGAACAGCCGACCCAAAGUGAAGCUGCCUGUCGCCGCGAAGGAGCUGGUCGCUCAAUGGGAGACGGACACAGGUGUCACUUACAGGGUUGAUUUUGUGGAGGGUGAUCUAGACCAUAAGAAGACCGUCUUCAAGACCGGCUUCCGCCCAAAUAACCCCCACAUCGUUUACCCUCCAGGUCUCACGAAGGAGGACUACGCUUACCUGGCCCUUGACGAUGUUCCCCUCGUCGCUUAG
Messenger RNA from Colletotrichum chrysophilum, 981 nucleotides. RefSeq lists its product as uncharacterized. NCBI's taxonomy places the organism in Eukaryota, Fungi, Ascomycota, Sordariomycetes, Glomerellales, Glomerellaceae. The transcript has a single exon. Bases 1 to 981 code for a protein of 326 amino acids. The record is from RefSeq and is a predicted model, not a curated record.